Molecule: messenger RNA, 1245 nt
Organism: Penicillium canariense
Lineage: Eukaryota; Fungi; Ascomycota; Eurotiomycetes; Eurotiales; Aspergillaceae
Product: type I HSP40 co-chaperone YDJ1
Exons: 4
Coding region: 1-1245 (414 amino acids)
Biological process (GO): protein refolding; response to heat
Cellular component (GO): nucleus; cytosol; cytoplasm
Molecular function (GO): Hsp70 protein binding; ATP binding
Source: RefSeq, a predicted model, not a curated record
AUGGUCAAAGACACCAAGUACUACGAGUGCCUCGGGGUUGACCCCUCGGCUUCUGAGGCUCAGCUGAAGAGCGCCUACAAGAAGGGUGCCUUGAAGUUCCACCCUGACAAGAACACCAACAACCCGGACGCUGCGGAGAAGUUCAAGGAGCUGUCGCACGCCUACGAGAUUCUUUCCGAUCCCCAGAAGCGUCAGAUCUACGACCAAUAUGGUGAGGAGGGUCUGGAAGGUGGCGGCGCCGGCGGUGGUAUGAAUGCCGAGGACCUGUUCUCGCAGUUCUUCGGCGGCGGCGGCGCGUUCGGCGGUAUGUUCGGCGGCGGCAUGCGGGAAACCGGGCCCAAGAAGGCCCGCACCAUCCACCAUGUCCACAAAGUCAACCUGGAGGACAUUUACCGCGGUAAGGUGUCCAAAUUGGCGCUGCAGAAGUCGGUCAUCUGCUCGGGGUGUGAGGGCCGUGGCGGCAAGGAGGGUGCCGUCAAGGAGUGCUCAGGCUGCAACGGUAGUGGUAUGAAGACGAUGAUGCGUCAGAUGGGUCCCAUGAUCCAGCGCUUCCAAACUGUCUGCCCCGACUGCAACGGUGAGGGCGAGAUCAUCCGCGAGAAGGACCGCUGCAAGAAGUGCAACGGCAAGAAGACUAUUGUUGAGCGCAAGGUGCUGCACGUUCACGUGGACAAGGGUGUGCGCGAUGGCCACAAGAUCGAAUUCCGCGGCGAGGGUGACCAGAUGCCUGGUGUGAUGCCCGGCGACGUUGUUUUCGAGAUUGAGCAGAAGCCCCACCCCCGCUUCCAGCGCAAGAACGACGACCUAUUCUACCAGGCCGAGAUUGACCUGCUGACCGCGCUUGCCGGCGGCUCCAUCCACAUUGAGCACCUUGACGAGCGGUGGUUGACCGUGAAUAUCGCCCCUGGCGAGGUCAUUGUUCCUGAUUCCAUCAAGGUUAUCCACGGUCAAGGUAUGCCCUCGUUCCGCCAUCACGACCACGGCAACCUGUACAUCAAGUUCGACGUCAAGUUCCCCGAGAAGGACCAGCUGCAGAAUCUCGAGCUGCUCGAGAAGGUGCUCCCGCCUCGUGUGCACCAGAAUAUCCCCCCGCCCGACGCGAUGGUUGAGGACUUUGAGCUGGAGGACAUCGACGGCAACGAGAACUCGCAGGCCCGCGCCCACGGUGCCGCUGGCUCCGGCAUGGACGAGGACGAUGACGAUGUUCCCCCCGGCGCCGAGCGGGUGCAGUGCGCCUCUCAAUAA